GCUGAAGAACAGCGGAAACUGUGUUUGUGCCAAUCGUCGACAGUCGGCGUCUUGAUAACAGUGGAGGAGUUUCCGCUAAAAAGACCCUGAAAUUCCUAUGGAUAUCAGGAACUAUUUCCUCUAUGUGCCUAUUCUGGCGCUGAUUUGGUUAAAUGUAUUACUUAAUGAUGCAUCCUGUGAUAGUCCCGAGAUUAUGGAUCAAAUAAAAGCCGUAAAGGAUAAAAUCCUGAAAAAUUAUGACAGAACGGUUAGACCUACUUUCAACGGAUCAAAUACUACAGAAGUGGAAUCAAGAUUUAUACCUCGGCAGAUCCUGAAAUUAGACGAAGAAACUGCCAUUUUUUGGUUGGAUUCCUAUUAUUUCAUGGGAUGGAUUGACCCGAGGUUGCGAUGGAAUACUAGUGAUUACGAUGGUUACUUGCAGCUCCCAAGGAGCUUAGUGUGGGUCCCAGAUAUCACAAUUUUCAAUAGUCAUAGUGUUCAAGUGGAUCCAACUCAGGAAGUUCUGUUGCUUGUGCAUUCAUCGGGUCAAGUAUGGUGGACGCCGCCUAUGUUCACCCAGACCUCAUGCCCAUCUGUUUCCAAAACUGCCUACCCUAAAGAUGAGGUGGAAUGUACAGUGACUCUCGGCUCAUGGGCACACGAUGGUUGGGAAGUGGAUAUACAACAUGGCGAAGACCUCCUCAUGUCAGAGUUUGAGAACAUAAAUCCGAGAUGGGAACUGAUAGUUUCAAAAGCAAGCAUCUUUCGCGAAGUCACCCGAUAUGAAUGCUGCGCUGAGCCGUACAUUAGCAUCCACAUACGUUUUCCCAUGAAACGUCGUCCUGUGCCAGAGAUCGAAGCUACCAGAACACCUUGCAUUCUCAUAAUGAUACUAGCACUUUCGAUCUUCUGGCUUCCUCCAAAUUCAUCGCUAAAAUUUCUUCUCUGUGGAAUUCUAUUCUUCGCUCUAAAUAUUCUUCUUGUUUACGUUGCUGGGAGCACUAAGUCUCCUCUUGUAGUGGGAUACGCCGUGUCGUUCAUACAAUCUGCCAUGUACAUUGUCGUUACGACACUUUUCCUUCAAGUGUUUAUCAUCACCAAGCUCUGCAAUCAGUCCGGACCAUCCCGUCCUCCCCCCUCAGUGAUGCAGUUCCUAACGGGCCCUCUGGGUAAAUACGCAUGCCUAAGAUCGCCGAUGUCCGAGGAUCAGGUAUCCCUUGACCGUGUUCAACUGAAGGAGGAUUCUUCUGCCAACGAACCGCCAUCGGCUAAAGAUGAAUGGAUGUUAUUUGCUUCCGCACUUGAUAGAUUAUUUUUCCUUAUAAUGGCUAUAGUUGUCAUAGCCAUCCAUUAUUUGUAACAUGUUAUUAUAGUUACAUGAGAAAAUAUUAUUGGUGUGGUCAAUAAAUUUGUUCCCUCUUUCUUUA
Molecule: messenger RNA, 1409 nt
Organism: Stegodyphus dumicola
Lineage: Eukaryota; Metazoa; Arthropoda; Arachnida; Araneae; Eresidae
Product: neuronal acetylcholine receptor subunit alpha-7-like
Biological process (GO): monoatomic ion transmembrane transport
Cellular component (GO): membrane
Molecular function (GO): transmembrane signaling receptor activity; extracellular ligand-gated monoatomic ion channel activity
Source: RefSeq, a predicted model, not a curated record